Molecule: messenger RNA, 2676 nt
Organism: Nicotiana tabacum (common tobacco)
Lineage: Eukaryota; Viridiplantae; Streptophyta; Magnoliopsida; Solanales; Solanaceae
Product: protein SOSEKI 3-like
Source: RefSeq, a predicted model, not a curated record
UUCCACUCCAGCUAACAGAAGAGAAAAAUGAGAGAAAAAUCCAUAGCUGAAGUUGAGAAAAAGCACAAAGCCACGACGAUUGGCAGGAGCAGCACAUUCUUUUAAAGAUGAAUCAAAGGUGUAAAAAGAAAGCAAGAAAGAAAAGCUUCUUUCAUUAUUCUACUCUUUACGUAUCUCACUGAGGACAUGGUCGUGGCGUUUAUCUGUCAGAAUACUGUUGCAAAGUUGGCUUUGCACUUUUUUGUAUAGUGGCUACUUCUCAAGGAAAUUUUUGAUAUAUGAAAAUAGAAAAUGUAGAAUGGUUGUUUGCUGUCUCUUUCAGCUGUGUAAUACAUUUUCUUUAUGGGUUUUACGCAUUUGAUCUUUUCAUAUCAAAAUAAAGUUUCCUAUCUAAGUAAAGUUUUUAGAUGAGAUAUUCAUAUACUGUAAUGUGGUAUUAGUCUAAUGUGGAACAGAGUAGGCAGAGGUUCUCAGUUGGAGGCUCACUACCACUCAUUAACAAAAUAAUUUCACAUGUUUGGCUAGAGAAAAGAAGGCAGGUACGUACGUGAGGAGACAUGUUACUGACCUAAGGUUUCAUUGGAAAAUCAUGAAUCUAUGGGUGUGGAAUUGAUACUGCAGACAUAGCCGGAUCUAGGAUUCGAACUCUACGAGUUCAACCUCCAAAAUUCUUAACAUUGAACAUAUUAUAUUUUAAAAGCUAUAGGUUUAUAUUUACUAGUUUUGGUAGAUUUUUACCCAUAAAUUUAUAUUCCGUGUCCAAAAUACUGGAUUUAGUUGAACCCGGCACUCCUACGCUGCAUCCGCCCCUAACUGCAGAAGCUAGCGUUGACUGAAAAAUAGUAGAAUUAGUUAUUUGAAAUGGAAGAGCGUAUGAAGAAGUAUAGGCAAUUGAGUCCAGAGAGAGCUAAAGUGUGGACAGAGAAAUCGCCCAAAUAUGUGCAGCAGCAGCCCCAGAAGAAUGAUGGCAAAGUGCCAGUGGUAUAUUAUCUAUAUAGAAAUCAACGGCUUGAGCAUCCUCAUUUCAUGGAAGUACCCCUGUCUUCACCUGAUGGCCUACACUUGAGAGAUGUAAUCGAGAGGUUUAACGUUUUGAGAGGCAGAGGAAUGGCUUCGUUGUACUCUUGGUCCUGUAAGAGAAGCUACAAGAAUAGAUUUGUGUGGCAUGAUCUUUGUGAAGAUGACCUAAUUCUUCCUGCUCAUGGUAAUGAAUAUGUUCUCAAAGGCUCAGAGCUUUGUGAAGAAUCCAAUUCAGGUCACUGCAGUCCAGCGAAAAACGAGAGACUGUCAAAUCCGAAAGUAUUACCAGAACCUCCAUCCUCUAGAAGCCAAGAUAAUUCCUCUCCUUUGUCUAGCACAUGUGCGAAGAAUUCUUGUAAAGGUGAACCAUCAGUUCCAAUUCCAGGUUCUUUGGAUGUAACCGCAGAGUCCAGUUCUGUUAAAUGUUCUUCGUGUAAUGGUUCGUUAAGGUUGAAAGAGAACAAGAUCAAUAAUACUGUUGGCCUGGCUGAUGCUUCCACUCAAAAUCAGGAAAAUGGAAGCAGAAAAGGUGUUUCAAUGACAAAUGAGUCUGCAGAUAUAUGUAGGGCCAGCGAUGGUGGUAGAUCAGAUACCUUGAUAUCUCUCAUCAGAUCGGAUGUGAGCAAGCUCAGCAGCUUUAAGACACUUGCCAGCAAAGAGGGUCGGGGUUCAUCAGCAAAACUAAAGCCUUCGAAUAUGCUAAUGCAACUAAUCUCUUGUGGAUCAAUUUCAGUGGAGGAUCAUAGAUUUGGCCUUAUACAUACAUACAAACCAAGAUUAAGUUUAGGGAAGCUUGAUUGCCUGACAAGGAAUCAGAGGUUAAUGGGGUUGGAAAAUGAGGAAUAUUUCUGUGGAAGCUGGAUGGAACCUACUAUCCCCAAGGAACGAGUGCCUGCCUUAAAGCGAUCAUGUUUCACUGCAGAGAGGAGUAAUGGAGACGCAGUUGAAGAUAAAAAGGAGCCGAGCUCCACAUGCUCAAAAUGCAAUGGACAUUCUACCAAGGCUUCCCUGAAUAAUCUGCCAAACAAUGAGUCAAUUAGAUCCCCUCUUUCUGAAAGUCCAAGAACCUCAUCUGAAGGAGUAGACAUUUCAAGAACGAUUUCUUCUGGCAUAUCCACAAGCGGAAGUAAACGAAUCACAGAGCCUUUCCGAGAGAGAAACAUUCCAAAGGGAUAGACUCUUGUAGAAAUGAGAAAGAAAAUGGGAUACAAAUUGAAGAAAGGUAAGUUUUGGCUAACUAAACAUAUACUAAUUUGCUUGAUCGCGAGUUGUUUAGGUUGUGUUUCAUUUGUUUCUAACAGACUUGCUUCCGGAGCUUAAAUUAUAAUACUCUAAAACUCCCUUAAACUAUCCAACUUUUGUUAGUUCCUACUGUAACUAUUCAGUGUUACGAAAACUCCCAGAACCAUAUUCUCCUUCAUACUAAAACCCCCUCGUCAUAUUGUUUGAGCUGUUUUUAGUACACGUUCUUAAUUAGUAAAACAAAUGCUAUGUGGCACGACGCGUGUCUAUAUAACUUUGCUUAAUGUAAAAACGUGUUUAAUUAUUAUUCUGUUUUCUUUUUCUAAUUAUUCUUUUCUUUUUCCUUUUAUUUUGUUUCUUCUUUUCUUUUUUUCUUCUAUAACCCUACGUUUCCCAGCAAAGAACAUGAGUUUG